UCAAGAAUUCAACACACAGCACUCCUUUUAGACAAAGUCAACGAUACACAUCCAACCGCACCAGCUCCACAAGUCCAUCACACGGAAAAGGACUAUAAUUACCAAACCACCCUUUACCAUCAGCUCCACCACUAAGGGUCUUUCCGUCACUUAAACAUAUCUUAAGAUCAAACCCCGGGAAAAAAGAGGUACAAAGAAGAACAGAUCAACUGCUCUCAGCUUCUAACUCCCCUCAGCUUCUAACUCCCCUCAUUACCACCAAAACCCUCCAAAAUUAAAUUUAAUAAACCUAUCAAAAAUCGAAUAUUAACACUAAGUCCCUGAGAUAAAAUUAAACAAAGACGUUACGUUUUUCGCAAAUUUAUACGAUCUCUCUGUACAUGAGCUAAUCGUUCAUGGCUGCCAUGUUACACCAGCCAUGGCCGUUUCCUCUACAAGUAACCAUACUUUUCAUCCUAUGCGUCGUCGUUUUACCGUAUCGUUCCUUUUCACAAUCAGAUUCGCCUCAAAACAUCGAAACCUUCUUCCCAGCCAACGAUCUCUCCCCGGUUCCUCCGCCGAUAAACCCUUCUACCCCCUCAUCUCCGCCGUCUAAUCCUUCAUCGUCGUCUGAUAUAGGAACGAUCACCAAGGCCGUCCUAAUAACCGCAGCGAGCACCGUAGUUCUAGCUGCAGCAUUCUUCUUCUUCCUCCAGAAAUGCGUCAUCGCGCGGCGGCGGCGACGGAGAGAGAACAGAAUCAACGUUCAGAACACCUUACCUCCGUAUCCUCCGACAACAACGACGGUGGCGGCGACGGAGACUUUGGCUCGGGAAGGUUUCACGCGGUUUGGAGGUGUGAAAGGCCUGAUCCUCGACGAGAACGGUCUCGAUGUGUUGUAUUGGAGGAAUCUUCAGAGCCAGAGGCAGAGAAGAAGCGGAAGUUUCCGGAAGGAGAUCGUCGCCGGAGGAGAAGAAGGUGGUAGUGAAGAGAAAGAAGUGAUUUAUUACAAGAACAAGAAGAAGAUGGAGCAGGUCACGGAGGUUCCUCUCCUCAGAGGAAGAUCAUCCACUUCUCACAGUAUAAUCCAUAACGAUUCCUACGAGUUGGAAUCACCACCGUCACCGCCACCACCACCGCCGUCAAUUCCGGCGAAGAAAACUGCACAACCUCUGCCGCCGCCGCCGUCGCCACCGCCGAUUCCGGUGAAGAAAACUGCACCAGCACCGCCACCUCCGCCUCCGCGUCCUUCACCUUCGCCGCCACCACCGCCUCCGAUGAAAAAGGCGGCGGCUUUGUCGUCGUCAGCGUCGAGACCACCGCCGGCGCCGAGAGGAGCAAGCGGAGGAGAGAGCUCGAGAGCUGGAAGUGGUCAGGUGAAGCUAAAGCCUCUGCAUUGGGAUAAAGUAAACCCUGACUCCGAUCACUCCAUGGUUUGGGACAAGAUCGAUCGCGGCUCGUUCAGUUUCGACGGAGAUCUAAUGGAAGCUCUGUUCGGUUACGUCGCUGUCGGAAAGAAAUCGCCAGAACACGACAAACCAAAGUCAAACUCCCCGACUAAAAUCUUCAUUCUCGAUCCGAGAAAGUCUCAGAACUCAGCGAUCGUGCUCAAGUCCCUAGGCAUGACGCGCGAGGAGCUCGUGGAAGCACUCGUCGAAGGACACGACUUCGUACCGGAGACGCUAGAGAGGCUGGCGAGAAUAGCUCCGAGUAAAGAAGAGCAAUCAGCGAUCCUCGAGUUCGACGGCGGCGACGCGGGGAAACUCGCGGACGCGGAAGCGUUCCUCUUUCAUCUCCUCAAAGCGGUGCCAACGGCGUUUACGCGACUAAACGCGUUUCUCUUCAGGGCGAAUUACUAUCCAGAGAUCGCUCACCACGGCAGAUCGCUCCAAACGCUGGAUUUAGCGUGUAAAGAGCUGAGGUCUCGCGGUUUGUUCGUGAAGCUUUUGGAAGCGAUUCUCAAAGCUGGUAACAGAAUGAACGCGGGAACUGCGAGAGGAAACGCUCAGGCGUUUAAUCUAACCGCGCUUUUGAAACUCUCGGACGUUAAGAGCGUUGAUGGGAAGACGACUCUGCUUAACUUCGUGGUGGAGGAAGUCGUUAGGUCGGAAGGAAAACGCUGCGUUUUGAAUAGAAGAAGCAAUAGCUUAACACGAAGUACCAGCAGAAGUAGCAGUAGUAGUAACAACGCUCCUCAAGCCAUGUCUAAAGAAGAGCAAGAGAAAGAGUUCUUGAAGCUUGGUCUACCCAUUGUCGGAGGACUAAGCUCUGAGUUUUCAAACGUGAAGAAAGCUGCUAGUGUAGAUUACGACACGGUCGUUGCCACUUGCUCGGCUCUUGCGGUUAGAGCGAAAGACGCGAGGAAGGUGAUUGCACAGUGUGAAGGAGGGAGGUUUGUGGAGAAGAUGAUGACGUUUCUUGAUUCAGUAGAGGAAGAAGUGAAGACGGCGAGAGAAGAAGAGAGGAAAGUAAUGGAGCUUGUGAAGCGGACAACAGAGUAUUAUCAAGCAGGAGCUAGUGUAAAGGGGAAGAACCCUCUUCAUCUGUUUGUUAUCGUGAGAGAUUUUCUUGCCAUGGUUGAUAAAGUAUGCUUAGAUAUUAUGAGGAAUGUGCAGAGGAGGAAGGUAGCUAGUUCUUCCGAGUCGACUUCCACGCAGAGGAAUGCUGUGAAGUUUCCGGUUUUGCCUCCAAAUUUCAUGUCGGACAGGUCUAGGAGUGACUCCGGUGAAUCGGAUUCUGAUAUGUGAGAAGAGUUCAUAUUUGUUAUUUGUAAAUAAUAGAAUGAUUGAGUUCUUGAUUUUUAUUCAAAGGUAUUGAAUUGUUGAUAGAU
This is a messenger RNA of Brassica oleracea var. oleracea, 2809 nucleotides long. Its product is annotated as formin-like protein 8. Lineage: Eukaryota; Viridiplantae; Streptophyta; Magnoliopsida; Brassicales; Brassicaceae. The transcript has a single exon. Gene Ontology annotation, molecular function: actin filament binding. Gene Ontology annotation, biological process: actin nucleation; actin cytoskeleton organization. The record is from RefSeq and is a predicted model, not a curated record. Bases 396 to 2726 code for a protein of 776 amino acids.